Monascus purpureus is the source of this 381-nucleotide messenger RNA. NCBI's taxonomy places the organism in Eukaryota, Fungi, Ascomycota, Eurotiomycetes, Eurotiales, Aspergillaceae. The record is from the annotation of a GenBank genome assembly.
AUGGAUAUUGCUUUGGACCACCAGGGUGGGAGGUUGGACGCCGCGGGGAACUGCUAUGACCUCACCUGGGCAGAUGGAGGAGGGGCUGCACUACGAGCAGUCAUUAUUGGCCCGCUGCAUGGACCCAGGUACAGCAUCGACUGCAGUGAGGAGGAUGAUGCAUUCCCAAGGACCGGUUUUGCGGUGCUUCGAAGACACGGUUCUCUCCCCCCGCAAACAAAACCGGAUCCAUGGCUGGUGGAAGGAUCUGCAAAGUCUCCUCCACGUUCGCAUUCGUAUUCAAAUUUCAAGGACCAAGAGCUAAGCGCUGGUGCGCCUCGUUUCUUCCUCUUUUUGGAAUGGUCCCUCACGUUAUGCCACACAUGCAAAGGCACUCGUUAA